Molecule: messenger RNA, 1238 nt
Organism: Ceratitis capitata (Mediterranean fruit fly)
Lineage: Eukaryota; Metazoa; Arthropoda; Insecta; Diptera; Tephritidae
Gene: NANS
Product: sialic acid synthase
Exons: 4
Coding region: 169-1179 (336 amino acids)
Biological process (GO): carbohydrate biosynthetic process
Molecular function (GO): N-acylneuraminate-9-phosphate synthase activity
Source: RefSeq, a predicted model, not a curated record
UGGGUCUAUUGAAAUCAAACAAUUAAUUAAUUGCUUCAAUUAAUAAUUAUGUUCGAAUGAACGAAUGGGCGCAUACUUACAUUAGAAAGUACUCUGAGAAGAGAUGUAAUAUAUAUAAUAGCGGAAAUUGGUCAAAAUCAUCAAGGAAAUGUUAGUACCGCAAAGAAAAUGAUAUUUGAAGCCAAGAGGAUUGGUUGCGAUUGCGUGAAAUUCCAAAAAUCACAUUUAACUUCAAAAUUUACAAAAUCUGCUCUUGAUCGUCCAUACACUUCCGAGAACUCCUUCGGCGGCACAUAUGGUGACCAUAAGGAAUACCUUGAGUUUAACGAGGAGGAAUUCGGGGACUUACAACUAUACGCUACCCAACUUGGAAUAGAUUUCACGGCUUCGGCAAUGGAUGAGGAUUCGUUAAAUUUCUUGUAUACUCUUAAUGUACCUUUUAUAAAAAUUGGUUCGGGAGAUGCUAAUAAUGCUCUACUCCUGAGAAAAGCAGCUAAAAUGGAUAUUCCACUGGUGGUGUCUACAGGAAUGCAAACAAGCGAAACAAUUAAAAAAAUUGUAGAAAUAAUGCACAAUAAUAAUAAAACCAAUUAUGCAUUAAUGCAUUGCGUCUCUUCUUAUCCCACAGAACCAGAGGAUUGCUCUCUAAAAAUUAUAACACUAUUAAAAGAUUUAUACCCAAACGUUAUUAUAGGAUAUUCUGGUCAUGAAAAGGGUAUUGAAAUAACUAAAGCAGCUGUUCUACUGGGUGCAAGAAUUAUAGAACGCCAUUUUACUUUGGACAGUAAUCAGAAGGGCUCGGAUCAUAAAUGUUCAUUGGAGCCUGAAGAGUUUGAGCACCUAAUUAAAGAAGUUAAAUCGAAAAAGCUUAGCACUAUGAACACAGAGCAAAUACUGAAUACACUUGGUAGAACGAAAGCCCUCGAGAUGGCCUUAAAAGAUGUAAACAUCAGAGAAAUAUUGCCAAGUGAGAUGCAAUGUAAGAUGAAGUUGGGAAAGUCUAUAGUGGCUGCAAGGAACUUAAAAGCUGGGGUGUCUUUAACAUCUAGGGACAUAUGUAUUAAAGUAAGUGAGCCUAACGGCAUAUCUGCAGAAUAUUUUGAUUCCGUUUUAGGCAAAUCACUUUUAUGCGAUGUGAAUAAUGAUUCACCAUUAAUGUAUCAGAAUAUAAAUAUGUAGCACUAAAUUAUAUUAAUCUACAUAAAUGUAUACCAAAGGAAUCAAUUAAAAUUUCUGUA